AUGGAUCUCCUUUUGAUGCACGUGCUUCCGAAGUUGCACUUGAGACCUGACUUAUGCACGUGUCGAUUCACAAUGAUUGACUUGAGCUUUACGGAUGCUUUAAUGAAGCCAGAGGGUAUUGCUUCAAGGAUCCAGUCAGGAGAUAUUGAAAUGGAGGGUGACAAAGUGACAGGCUGGUUGGAUCAUGAAGCACAUCUAAGGUUUUGGGUGGACUUUCACUUCUUUAUUGACUAUGUGCUUGGACAAUAUGAAGAAUACAAGCCAGCGUGGACAGAUGUUGACUUCAUAUUUGGGCCAAUCAACAUCAAACAAUACUGGCUUAUGCUGGCCACCGAUUUAGAGAGGUACACAAUCUUUGUAUUUAACUCCAUGUCAAACUACAUCAGUGGCGACAUACUUGAUGGUCGCCUCAAGCUCGUGGCUAGAGCAAUGCCUUCAAUGUUGAUUUCUGUCGGAUUUGACAUACAACAUGAGACGUUCAAGUACGGGCAAUGGGAAGUGAAGAAAUCGAAGUUGACCCUCCAAGAGGGCAAGUCUCUUGAUUGUGGCACUUUUGUGUUAAAUUUGUAG
Molecule: messenger RNA, 570 nt
Organism: Benincasa hispida (wax gourd)
Lineage: Eukaryota; Viridiplantae; Streptophyta; Magnoliopsida; Cucurbitales; Cucurbitaceae
Biological process (GO): proteolysis
Molecular function (GO): cysteine-type peptidase activity
Source: RefSeq, a predicted model, not a curated record